This is a messenger RNA of Leptonychotes weddellii (Weddell seal), 2331 nucleotides long. The record is from RefSeq and is a predicted model, not a curated record. Lineage: Eukaryota; Metazoa; Chordata; Mammalia; Carnivora; Phocidae.
AAGAGAUGGCCACCAUGCAGCCCUGGAGCCGGGUCAGGGUGGCCAAAUGCCAGAUGCUGGUCACCAGCUUCUUUGUCUUGCUCCUGGGCCUGUCUGUGGCCACAUUGGCGGUUCUCACCUACUUCGGGGCCCACUUUGCUAUCAUCGGCCAUGUAUCCUCAGACAGGACCCCCUAUGAGGCCAUGCACCGCUGGGCCUUCUACAUUGGCAUCAGCCUGGCCGGGCUCCUAACCCUGGGUGCCGUCCUGGGCGCUGCAGCCACAGUGAGGGAGGCCGGGGGCCUCAUGGCUGGGGGUUUCCUGUGCUUUGCCCUGGUGUUCAGUGCCCUGGUGCAGGUGGCCUUCUGGAGAUUCCACAACCCCACCCAGGUGGAGGAUGCUUUUCUGGACACCUACGACCUGGUGUAUGACCGGGCGGUGAAGAACUUGUCCGGAACCCCGCGGCAGCAGCUGGUGGCCAUUCAGGACAUGUUCCUGUGCUGUGGCAAGAGCUCUCCUUUCAGCCUCCUGGGGGACGCGGAGGCCGGUCUGUGUCAGGGAGAGCAGGCAGCCAGACAGGACUGCCUGGUGGGGAUCAGGAGCUUCCUGAGGACGCACAGAAACAUCGCCUCCACCCUGACCGGCAUCGGCCUCGCCGCCAUGGUGUACGCGAUGCUGCUCAGCUCCUUUCUCUGGUUCGCCAUUCGCUCUGGCAGCAGCCUGGACCGCAAGGGCAAAUACACCCUGAGCCGGAGAGUGCCCAGCUGCCAGCCCCAGGAGCCCAGCUUCUUCAGACGCUCCCAAGGGAGCCCCAAGCUUCAGUCCCCGACUGACGCAGAUGUUUUCCACGGCCGCCCGGGUGCAAGUGGACCCUCGGGGGGCCCUCGGCUGCUCUAGGACGACUGACACGUUUGAACCGCCCGUCCCACCACCUGAGUGCUCACAGAGGCUCAGUCGGCUCAACCGCGAGCCUUACAAGGACAAUGUGAGGUGUUUUCUGCCACGUGGCGGAGGGACGGGGGAGGAGGAGGCCAGGCUGUUGGCGGAACACCGAGGGCCCCUCCUUGAUGGCCAUCAGUGGGGACGGUCCUCUGUUCCCUAAGACCACAUCCUUUGCAUGAGAGGACUUCACCUGCAAGGCAGAGAGGGCACGCCCGUCCUUCCAACCGCCCCUUCCGUCUGGCGGGUGAGCGCUUUGCUUUCAAGGGUCCCUGUGGCUGCAUGAGGUCCACUGGGAACCUCCAUCUCUCAGGCAGCAAUCUCACACUUCCAGGGACACUGUGCUCACAGGUGCAGGGCCCGAGGCAGGACCUGCAGUGUGAGUGCGGGAGGACACUGUAGAAAUCCAGUAGCCAGGCGCUCCCCCUGGACACCCGAACCCCCUCUCUGAUAAGUGCUCCUACUGUCCCUGAGGCUAUGCACCCUCUGCUAAAAAUUCCAAGCCCCCAGCAGGACGAACAAAGGGGGGGUCCCCCCAAAACAGAAGGACCAUUCUGGCACAGACAGCCAAAAAAUUGACAAUGUAACAAAUACCCACCCCAGUCCUCCCCUUGUGUUUCCAAUCACACGCGUGCACGCACACGCACACCUCCGAGAGCAAGCAUGUUGGUGCGCCUAAUGGAGCAGCAAAAGUAGGGCACAGGGGGCAGCAGCAGACCUUGUCCCCCCGACGAGGAUGCCCCGAGUCUCGUGGGUCCUGCGGUGGGGGACAGUCGGUCUCUGGCCAUGCGCACCACCCACCCCCGGUCCUGUUCUGCUCAGCUUGCCUUCUACAGCUCGCAAAAUAUAUUUUAAUGAUACCAACCAGCAAAGCUGGCGUCCUCUGCACAACAACGGUGGAGCAAAAGGAAAGAAAAGGGGAUUUGGUGAAAUUCUGUGAACCAGCAACUCGGCGGGGUGGGAGUCUCCAGAUGGUUACUAAGAGAUCGGAGGGAGAAAACAGACAUGGGUGGGACAGGACAAAGGCCCUAAUACAGCACCAUCGAGGCUGGGUGGGCCGAAGGGAUGGACGCCCUGCUACUGACCCGCCGGGACACCAAGGACACCAGCGUGGAGGAAGACGAGCAGCAGGAACAAAGAUCACUGAGAGCAGACCCGGAAGCACCUGGGGCGAUAAUCAGCCGCCUGAUCCAGAUAAAGGUUGACAGAGGGCUGGGGUCCGGGCUCCACCCUCACUGGGGGGCAGAAGAGAAGCCCCCCAGACUCCCUGAUGUGGGCACUGUGGCAGCAAACCCACGGCCAAGCCUGACCCGCCGCCACUGGACCCGGAGAAGGCCACGCGCACAUCCACGGCCAAGUCUGACCCGGCCGCCACUGGACCUGGAGAAGGCCACGUGCACGUCCACGGCCAAGC